Molecule: messenger RNA, 2537 nt
Organism: Hydractinia symbiolongicarpus
Lineage: Eukaryota; Metazoa; Cnidaria; Hydrozoa; Anthoathecata; Hydractiniidae
Product: CCR4-NOT transcription complex subunit 10-like
Exons: 16
Coding region: 2-2314 (770 amino acids)
Biological process (GO): mRNA catabolic process; negative regulation of translation
Cellular component (GO): CCR4-NOT complex
Molecular function (GO): protein binding
Source: RefSeq, a predicted model, not a curated record
CAUGCCACAAUCUAAUAAAUCAGAGCCUCCAGCUCGUGAAAUUGCAUCAGCUCGAAAAACUAUAACAGAACAAGAUCGACAACUAGCAGAAUCUGCUUUUAGUCAAUUUAAAUCUGCAAAUUAUGAGGGUUGUUCCCAACAAUUGAAGAAGUUAACUGAGGUCCGUCCUCAUGAUGCAAGAGUUGCUGCAAACAAAGCAGUUGUGGAGUAUUAUGUUUCAAAGUUCAGCAAAACUGAUGAUUUUAUGAAACAACUCAAUGCAGUAAAAAAACAGCUUGAGUUUGGUAUGGUCAACACUGGUGAUGAGUUAGAUGAUAUUGAUAGAAGUUUUCUUCUUUAUAACCAAGCUGUAUUAAAUUUUCAUAUGAAGCAAUACAAAACUGCAAUCAACAUAUUAGAAAGAUUAUUUAAAAUAAUUGAACCUCUUGGGGAUGCAUUGGCAGCUAAAGUAUGCACUCUUCUAGUGGAAGCGUAUUUGCUAAAUUAUCAACUUGAGCAAGCUUAUGGCAUGAUUUCGUAUAUUGAGUCAGUUGUUCUCCCACAGACGAUAAGCAACGGGGAAGCUUCAAAUCAAGGCCAGCCGGAAAAAGGGGGAAAAAUGCUUCAAACUAGACUUCACAUGUUCAAAGUUCGACUUUUCAUGAUGAGAGGGUUAUACAAUCAAUGCAAACGAGAAUUAAAACUUGCUAUGAACAGCAGUAACAAUUCUGUGGAAGCUUUAUUUUUAAAAAGCAAUGUUGAAUGCAUAAGGGGUAACCAUCAAAAAGCGAUAAAGCUACUGAACAGUGCGCCAAAAACUGACAACUAUCUCCAAACAGGGCUUCCACUACCAGUCAUGUAUUACAAUAACUUAUCAACGAUACAUUUCAUGUUGAAGAAGUAUAACUUGGCGGUUUUGUAUUCCAAAAAAGCGUUGGAUGAAAAUAUUGUUAUCAUGAAGACGUUACCUUUAAUGGAAAAAGUUGGCCAGUAUUCUGGGAGACCUCUUCAAACACUUGCUAUAAACAGAAGGGCUGAGCUCUUAUAUAAUUUCAGCCUUUCAUUGUUAUUUUCCAAUAAACCAGCCCAGGCGUUUGAAUACUUCAUAGAAAUACAAUCAGUUUAUCAGUGCAAUCCAAGGUACUGGCUGCGGUUGGCAGAAUGUUGCAUUAUGCGCACACAGCAGGCACGUAAAAACACUGAAAAUGCAGAAAAUAAGAAAAAUCAACACGUCCAACUUGUAAUUGGUUCAGGUCCUCAUCGAAAGAUUGUGUUGUCUCCAAUUUUGCAUCAUGUUUCUGAGCUAAGACAACAAGGUCAAUCAGCAGCAAUACCGGUGCCCACACUUGACUUUGCCAACCUUUGUUUAAGUAAUGCCUUACUAUUGAUGCCUUCAGAACGUGAUCUUGAAACAGCUAUGAUGACGUGCUUACAGAAUGAACGUGUUGUACCUGGCGAUGAUGAUAAAGAGUCUGAAAAAAGAAGUUUUAUACAUGUUGAUGUACCCCCUGGUGAUCCAAUACAAACAAAGGAGGCAUAUCGUUUAAGGGCGUCUAUAUUGUGUUGUCAUGCUUACGUGGCAUUGAGGCUGGCAGAAUAUUACAAAAGCAUUAAAUAUUCAAAAAUUCUGUUGAGGAUGGCACAUAUAUCGUCACACAAAAGGUAUUUAGCUCGAAUGUAUCUGGCGGAAUCACUCAUCAAAUUAGAUAAAGUCAAUGAAGCGAUUCAGGAAUUGUCGCCCGAAAAUUUUAAGUUGAUGACGUCAUAUGAUCAAGAUGUUGCCAGUGUGAAGUGUUCGAAUGCUUUUCCGAAUAACUUAACUGAAGGGAGAGCUUUGAUGGCGUUAAAUGUUGCAAGUGCUUAUUGUUUGAGAGCAGCGUAUGAUAAGUGUAAACAAAUGCUUAGACAGAUUGUGGCACCGGACAUACCUAUGUAUGCGAAAACGCACGCAAUUUUAUUGUCAGUGUACUGCGAUUUACAGAUGGGUCAAACUUCGUCGGCUUUAAACCUUAUUAAACGGAGCGAGAUCAUUCCAUCUGGUCGCCUAAUUGAUCGUGUGGAAGCAGCUAGAGCAAUGUCCGACAUGCAGCAGAUGUCUCUCAUGCAGCAACAAAUGCGGUCUAUGGUUGGUUUACAAGCAGCUGCACCACCCACUGGCACGUUCUUACCGAACACGCAAUCUUCUGGCUUUUCUAAUGUUGUUCAGCCACCAACUGGAUUUCAAAACAAUAUACAACCACCUAUUGGGUUCCCGCCUGGUGUCCAACCCCCUAUCGGAUAUUCUGCGAAUUUGCAACAACCGGUUGGCUUUCAAGGUGGACUGGAGAACAGGUAGUUGGCUUUCAAUGUUGAUAUGCAGUCGUGCGAUAGACGUCUUUGCUGUGCUGCAAUAAACUACGAUGUACACAGCGUGAUAAUAACGUCUAAGGAGUGUUGUCGUUUGUUUUCGCGGCGUGACGUGAAAAUGACAUCUAAAGAAUGUUGUCGUUCUUGUUUCCAUUCUAUGUUAAUUAUUUUUUGUUUUAUGUAAAAUGCAGGAAAAUUUAAUUAGAAAAUAA